GUUGCCACUCCUCCCUUCUUCUCUCUUCUUCUUCGUCUUCCCUCCCUUCCCCAUUUGAAACCUCUCCAAAUCCCCCCACCCCAGCCAACCUAGGGUUUGCUUGCUCCUAUUCCUCCCCACCCGCCGCCUGCGCCGCCCUCACCGCCGCCGCCGCGCCCAUGGAGAAGUACGAGAAGCUGGAGAAGGUAGGGGAAGGGACGUACGGCAAAGUGUACAAGGCGCAGGACAAGGCGACGGGGCAGGUGGUGGCGCUGAAGAAGACGCGGCUGGAGAUGGACGACGAAGGGAUCCCGCCCACGGCGCUGCGCGAGAUCUCGCUCCUCCGGCUCCUCUCCUCCUCCCUCUACGUCGUGCGCCUCCUCGCCGUCGAGCAGGCCACCAAGGGCGAGGGCGGCAAGGCCGUGCUCUACCUCGUCUUCGAGUUCCUCGACACCGACCUCAAGAAGUUCGUCGACGGAUUCCGCCGCGGGCCCUCCCCCAAGCCCCUCCCCACGGAGGUCGUCAAGAGUUUCUUGUAUCAGCUAUGCAAAGGAAUUGCACACUGCCAUGGCCAUGGUGUCCUUCAUCGGGACCUAAAGCCACAAAAUCUGUUGGUUGACAAGGAGAAGAUGAUAUUGAAAAUUGCAGACCUUGGAUUAAGCAGGGCAUUUACUGUUCCUAUGAAAAGCUACACCCACGAGAUUGUGACACUUUGGUAUAGAGCUCCUGAAGUAUUGCUUGGAGCAACACAUUACUCAACUGGUGUUGAUAUUUGGUCCAUUGGAUGCAUCUUCGCUGAGAUGGUCAGAAGACAGGCUCUUUUCCCUGGUGACUCUGAGUUACAACAACUGCUACACAUUUUCAGGCUGUUGGGAACUCCUACUGAGGAGGAUUGGCCUGGUGUGACUUCUCUGAGGGACUGGCACGAGUAUCCGCAGUGGAAGGCACAAAAGCUGACGCGUGCAGUCCCUACACUGGAACCCGAAGGAGUUGACCUGCUAUCGAAAAUGCUCCAGUUCGAUCCGGCCAACAGGAUAACGGCCAAGGCUGCGCUGGACCACCCUUACUUCGACAGCCUCGACAAGUCCCAGUUCUAGCCGUGUUCCACUUCAUCUGUGUGCUGUGCUCCCCAACUUUUCUGCCAUGAGUUGGGUGCUGCUGAAAACAUGGUUCUGCACACUCAGCAAUGCCGUGUUGCUCCUAGUUUGGCCUAAAACCUCCAGCCAGGUUGAAAUUUCUUUUUCCGAACUGUCAACUGAAGAUGCUUGUUCUUCAGAUACCAUAUGAGUGUUGUUCUCUCUGUACCGGCUUGUUUGAUAAGACGGAUUUUUUACGGACAAUGCGACAUGUGUGUACCAUAAUAAUAAGCUAUCUAUUCGUGAAAGAUA
This is a messenger RNA of Brachypodium distachyon (stiff brome), 1367 nucleotides long. Its product is annotated as cyclin-dependent kinase B1-1. Gene Ontology annotation, molecular function: ATP binding; cyclin-dependent protein serine/threonine kinase activity; cyclin binding. Gene Ontology annotation, biological process: signal transduction; regulation of gene expression; regulation of G2/M transition of mitotic cell cycle. Lineage: Eukaryota; Viridiplantae; Streptophyta; Magnoliopsida; Poales; Poaceae. The coding region runs from base 159 to 1076 and encodes 305 amino acids. The record is from RefSeq and is a predicted model, not a curated record. Gene Ontology annotation, cellular component: nucleus; cyclin-dependent protein kinase holoenzyme complex; cytoplasm. The transcript has 7 exons.